GUAUAACAAAUCAAAGUUUCAAGCACUGUUCACCUCCAAAAUGUGAUCCCCCAUGUCAUAUCCAAACACAUGUUGAUCCCGGUGAAUGUCCUGGAUGUGUUUGUCCUGAUAUAACAGAUCCCAAUUUCAAGCAUUGUUCACCUCCAAAGUGUGAUGCGCCUUGUUACGUUCAAACUGAUGUUGCUCCUGGUGAAUGCCCUGGAUGCGUUUGUCCUGAUAUAACAGAUCCCAAUUUCAAGCAUUGUUCACCUCCAAAGUGUGAUGCGCCUUGUUACGUUCAAACUGAUGUUGCUCCUGGUGAAUGCCCUGGAUGCGUUUGUCCUGAUAUAACAGAUCCCAAUUUCAAGCAUUGUUCACCUCCAAAGUGUGAUGCGCCUUGUUACGUUCAAACUGAUGUUGCUCCUGGUGAAUGCCCUGGAUGCGUUUGUCCUGAUAUAACAGAUCCCAAUUUCAAGCAUUGUUCACCUCCAAAGUGUGAUGCGCCUUGUUACAUUCAAACUGAUGUUGCUCCUGGUGAAUGCCCUGGAUGCGUUUGUCCUGAUAUAACAGAUCCCAAUUUCAAGCAUUGUUCACCUCCAAAGUGUGAUGCGCCUUGUUACGUUCAAACUGAUGUUGCUCCUGGUGAAUGCCCUGGAUGCGUUUGUCCUGAUAUAACAGAUCCCAAUUUCAAGCAUUGUUCACCUCCAAAGUGUGAUGCGCCUUGUUACGUUCAAACUGAUGUUGCUCCUGGUGAAUGCCCUGGAUGCGUUUGUCCUGAUAUAACAGAUCCCAAUUUCAAGCAUUGUUCACCUCCAAAGUGUGAUGCGCCUUGUUACGUUCAAACUGAUGUUGCUCCUGGUGAAUGCCCUGGAUGCGUUUGUCCUGAUAUAACAGAUCCCAAUUUCAAGCAUUGUUCACCUCCAAAGUGUGAUGCGCCUUGUUACGUUCAAACUGAUGUUGCUCCUGGUGAAUGCCCUGGAUGCGUUUGUCCUGAUAUAACAGAUCCCAAUUUCAAGCAUUGUUCACCUCCAAAGUGUGAUGCGCCUUGUUACGUUCAAACUGAUGUUGCUCCUGGUGAAUGCCCUGGAUGCGUUUGUCCUGAUAUAACAGAUCCCAAUUUCAAGCAUUGUUCACCUCCAAAGUGUGAUGCGCCUUGUUACGUUCAAACUGAUGUUGCUCCUGGUGAAUGCCCUGGAUGCGUUUGUCCUGAUAUAACAGAUCCCAAUUUCAAGCAUUGUUCACCUCCAAAGUGUGAUGCGCCUUGUUACGUUCAAACUGAUGUUGCUCCUGGUGAAUGCCCUGGAUGCGUUUGUCCUGAUAUAACAGAUCCCAAUUUCAAGCAUUGUUCACCUCCAAAGUGUGAUGCGCCUUGUUACGUUCAAACUGAUGUUGCUCCUGGUGAAUGCCCUGGAUGCGUUUGUCCUGAUAUAACAGAUCCCAAUUUCAAGCAUUGUUCACCUCCAAAGUGUGAUGCGCCUUGUUACGUUCAAACUGAUGUUGCUCCUGGUGAAUGCCCUGGAUGCGUUUGUCCUGAUAUAACAGAUCCCAAUUUCAAGCAUUGUUCACCUCCAAAGUGUGAUGCGCCUUGUUACGUUCAAACUGAUGUUGCUCCUGGUGAAUGCCCUGGAUGCGUUUGUCCUGAUAUAACAGAUCCCAAUUUCAAGCAUUGUUCACCUCCAAAGUGUGAUGCGCCUUGUUACGUUCAAACUGAUGUUGCUCCUGGUGAAUGCCCUGGAUGCGUUUGUCCUGAUAUAACAGAUCCCAAUUUCAAGCAUUGUUCACCUCCAAAGUGUGAUGCGCCUUGUUACGUUCAAACUGAUGUUGCUCCUGGUGAAUGCCCUGGAUGCGUUUGUCCUGAUAUAACAGAUCCCAAUUUCAAGCAUUGUUCACCUCCAAAGUGUGAUGCGCCUUGUUACGUUCAAACUGAUGUUGCUCCUGGUGAAUGCCCUGGAUGCGUUUGUCCUGAUAUAACAGAUCCCAAUUUCAAGCAUUGUUCACCUCCAAAGUGUGAUGCGCCUUGUUACGUUCAAACUGAUGUUGCUCCUGGUGAAUGCCCUGGAUGCGUUUGUCCUGAUAUAACAGAUCCCAAUUUCAAGCAUUGUUCACCUCCAAAGUGUGAUGCGCCUUGUUACGUUCAAACUGAUGUUGCUCCUGGUGAAUGCCCUGGAUGCGUUUGUCCUGGUAAUUUAUUAUCAUAUUGA
This is a messenger RNA of Centruroides sculpturatus (bark scorpion), 2180 nucleotides long. RefSeq names its product kielin/chordin-like protein. The annotation marks the transcript as partial. The transcript has 20 exons. NCBI's taxonomy places the organism in Eukaryota, Metazoa, Arthropoda, Arachnida, Scorpiones, Buthidae. The record is from RefSeq and is a predicted model, not a curated record.